This is a messenger RNA of Suncus etruscus (white-toothed pygmy shrew), 5117 nucleotides long. RefSeq names its product adhesion G protein-coupled receptor F5 (gene ADGRF5). The coding region runs from base 260 to 4426 and encodes 1388 amino acids. Gene Ontology annotation, molecular function: G protein-coupled receptor activity. Gene Ontology annotation, cellular component: membrane. Lineage: Eukaryota; Metazoa; Chordata; Mammalia; Eulipotyphla; Soricidae. Gene Ontology annotation, biological process: G protein-coupled receptor signaling pathway; cell surface receptor signaling pathway. The record is from RefSeq and is a predicted model, not a curated record. The transcript has 22 exons.
CUUUCAGGGAUGGCUCUGUGAGGCUCUGGGAAACUGUGUGAGGACCAGGGCUAAGAAGGCCACAGUAAAGGGUUGCAGAGCAGCACUGCCUGAGCUCCCACAAUGAAUCCUGCUAGUUUCUCUCUUCACUGGAUGUGAGGAGGUCACCAGGACAAUGGCUUCCUAGAGGAAACCUGGAAGCUUUUCAGCGUUUGACCAGCGGAGAAGCUGGCCUAGAGACAACACUUGUGGCCAGGUAAAGCCAGUCAGACGUGAAGAAAUGAAAUCCUCCAGGAGAACCACAUUGUGCUUCAUGUUUAUUGUGAUUUAUUCUUCCCAAGUUACAUUGAACAUGAAUUUAGAGUCUAUUGUUCAUCCUACAAGUCUUCAUGGACAUGAACUGACAGAAGAGUUGUCACCGAGGCAGAAGCGAGCAGUUGUCCUAAGUAGUCCUAUCGCUGAAGAUUACGUGUUUGAUAUUGAGAUCAAUUUUGAAAAUGUCUCCUUCCUGGAUCCCUUCAUAACUUACUUGGACAAUCUCAAAUUUCCAAUUCAAGGAAAUGACACUGAUCCAGCCAUAAACAUCUUGAGCCUUGAAGUGACAACAGUCUGCAGGCCUGCUGGAAAUGAAAUCUGGUGCUCCUGUGAGGCAGAUUAUAAGUGGCCUCUGGAAAGGUGUCUCCACAAUCUCACCUGUCAAGAAUUCAACAGCUCCCCCACAGAGCAUCAGUGCAAUUGUCUAAAAGAGUUGCCUCCUAGGGGACCGUUUUGUCAGCUAAGGGGAGAUGUUACCUUGAAAAUGUCCGUUAAACUCAAUGUGGGAUUUCAAGAAGACCUCAAGAACUCAUCCUCUGCACUCUAUAGGUCCUAUAAGACUGACCUGGAAGCAGCGUUCUGGAAAGGAUACCAUAUUCUACCAGGCUUCAAAACAGUGACUGUGACAGGAUUCAGUCCUGGAAGUGUGGUGGUGAGUUAUGAAAUUACAACCAAAGCACCCUCGACAAAAUUACUGCGCAAAGCAAAUGAGCAAGUGAUCCAGAACUUGAAUCAGACCUACAAAAUGGACGACAGUUCCUUUCAUGCUGUCAAUAGUAAUGAAACCAAGUUCUCUAUCGUACCAGAAAACAUCUUUGAAGGGGAUACUGUCACAAUGAUAUGUGAAAAUGAAGUCUCAUCCGCCAAUGUGUCCUGGCACCAUGUGGAGAGACACAUGGAUAUCCAGAACAGCAGCCACUUCUCCAUUUACACCUCAGUGUUUAAUAACUUGUCCUCGGUGUCACAGCUCAUCAUCCACAACAUCACAAGCAAAGAUGCAGGUGACUACAUUUGCAAACUAACAGUGGAUAUUUUUGAAUAUGAAGCCAGAAAAAAAAUAGAUGUUCAAUCUACUCUAAUUUUGGCAAAUGAGAUAGAGUUGACGGUGACAUGUGACAACAAUCCUGUGUCCUUAAACUGCUGCAGUUACAUCAAUGUUAAUUGGAGUAGUAUAGAAUGGACUCAGAAAGGAGAAAUAAGCAUUCCAGGAGUUGCUGAAAAAGAUCCUGAUUCUAGCUGCAGUAGGUACUCCCUCACGGCUGAUGGCACUCAAUGCCCAAGUGCAUCUUCUGGAACACUAGUCAUUUACACGUGUGAGUUCAUCAGUGGCUAUGGAGCCAGAGGCACUAAGGACAUAGAAGUGACAUUCAUAUCUGUGGCAGGAGAUAAUUCCAGCCACAAAGGGGAAACAGUGCACGAGUUCCUAAGGCAUGUGAUGGAAGUGAGUUCAGUGCAGAGCACCACCGGGAACAGCUUAGAAACAAGUAAAGCCCAGCAACAGCAAGCCAAUUUAACAAUAACCCCGGACCCAAUUUCUGUUUCUGAGGGACAAAGCUUUUCUAUAAAGUGCAUCAGUGAUGUGAGUAACUAUGAUGAGGUGUACUGGAACACUUCAGCUGGCAUUAAAAUACAUCAAAGGUUUUUUACCUCGAGGAAUUAUAUGAAUGGAGCAGAGUCAGUGCUGACAGUCAAUACUUCAACUCGGGAAUGGAAUGGAACCUACCAUUGCAUAUUUCGAUAUAAGAAUUCAUAUAGUAUCACCACCAAAGAUGUCACUGUCCACCCGCUGCCUCUGGUGUCCAACAUCAUGGUUGAUCCUUUAGAUGGUGCAAUUCUAUGCAAAGAUUCCCAGUACUUUAAGUGCUGUGUAGAGGAGGAUGAAGACUAUAAAGUAUAUUUCCAAGUAGAUUCUUCUUUAUUUCCUGCUGCCAAAGAAGUCAUUGGAAAGCAAGUGUGCUACAAAUACCAUUUCACGGCAAAUUCAGUAUCCCAGUGUCCCAGAAAUAUUGAGGUGUUUUGUCAUUUUACCAAUGGCGCUAAUAAUUCAGUCCGGAGUCCCUCUAUGAAGCUUAAUAUGGUUUCUGAGGAGAACGUCACAUGUCAAGAUUCUAUAUUAGGUGUUGGGGAACCUGGAAAAAUAAUCCAGAAGCUGUGUCAGUUCUCACGUGUUUCCAAAAGUCCAGGUAGUCUCCUUGGUGGGAUCAUGACCUAUGAAUGUGUAGGUUCCCAGUGGAAGAUGAAGAGGAAUGACUGUGUUCUGCCUCCAAUCAACAGUCUUCUUCAACAGGCUAAGGCUUUGGCCAAGAGUCCUUCUCAGGAUGAAAAGCUCCCUAUCUACCUAAAAGAACUUUCAAUUCGCACUGCCAACAAUGAACAUGAGAUCUCCUCAUCUCCAGGGAGUCUGGGAGCCAUUAUUGACAUCUUUGACUUGCUUUCAACAAUUCGAACUGAAGUGAACUUAGAAAUGAUGACACAUAUUCUCUCGACGGUCAACGUCAUCCUUGGCAAGCCCAUUUCAAGUGCCUGGAAGGAGUUGCAACAGAAACAGGUCAAUCAAAGCUCACAACUAUUGUAUUUAGUGGAAAAAUUUUCCCAAGCCUUUCAACCAGAAGAGGGCGAUGUUACCUUCAUCUCUGACGCUAAUGUGCAAAUGAAGAGUAUGGUAGUCAAAUCUGCCCCCAAACCCUUCAAACAGAGUUUUGUUUUCCCAAAAUCUAAACUCUGGGGCAAUGUGGCCAUUGAUGAGUGUCAACUGGAAAACUUGGAGCCAGAUUCAUCAAUUGUCAUAGUGGCUUUCCCAACUCUCAAAACAAUCCUUGGCCAGGACAACCAGAGGGAGAAUUUUGCAGACAGCUUAGUGAUUACAACCACUGUCAGCAACAAUAAAACCAAGCCAUUCAGAACUUCCAUGAUUUUUAAGAACAACCACCUUUCUGGUGGAAUACCAAGUUGCGUCUUCUGGAAUUUUAACCUUGCCAACCACAGUGGAGGAUGGGACACCAGUGGGUGCUACAUUAAAGAAGUUAAUGGGGACAGCGUCUCUUGCAGCUGUGAACAUCUCACAUCAUUUUCCAUCCUCAUGUCGCCUGAUUCCCCAGACCCUGGCUCCCUCCUGAAAGUUUUACUGGAUAUCAUUUCCUACAUUGGCUUGUGCUUUUCCAUCGUGAGUUUAGCAGCCUGUCUAGUGGUAGAAACUGUGGUCUGGAAGUCAGUGACCAAGAACCGGACUUCCUAUAUGCGUCACAUCUGCAUAGUGAACAUUGCUGCCUCCCUUUUGGUAGCUGACAUAUGGUUCAUAGUGGCCGCUGCCAUCCAUGAUCAUCACUAUCCACUCAAUGAGACAGCGUGUGUGGCUGCCACGUUCUUCAUUCACUUCUUCUACCUCAGCGUCUUUUUCUGGAUGUUGACCCUGGGUCUCAUGCUCUUUUAUCGCCUGGUUUUCAUCUUGCAUGAUGCCAGCAAGUCAAUUCAGAAGGCACUUGCAUUUUCUCUUGGCUAUGGUUGCCCUCUCAUCAUAUCAGUCAUCACAGUGGGAGCCACCCAGCCACAGGAAGUCUACACAAGGAAAAAUGCCUGUUGGCUCAACUGGGAGGAUACCAAGGCCCUGCUGGCCUUUGUCAUCCCAGCACUGAUCAUUGUGGUGGUGAAUGUAACCAUCACAGUGGUGGUCAUCACCAAGAUCCUGAGACCUUCUGUCGGAGACAAGCCAAGCAAGCAGGAGAAGAGUAGCCUCUUUCAGAUCAGCAAGAGCAUUGGGGUUCUCACUCCCCUCUUGGGACUUACAUGGGGCUUUGGUCUGGCCACUGUGUUCCAGGGAAGCAAUGCUGUGUUCCAUAUUGUAUUUACUCUCCUGAAUGCCUUUCAGGGAUUAUUCAUUUUACUCUUUGGAUGCCUCUGGGAUCAGAAGGUACAGGAAGCUUUACUGAAUAAAUAUUCCAGAUCAAAAUGGUCUUCACAACACUCAAAGUCAACAUCCUUAGGUUCUUCUACACCUGUAUUUUCUAUGAGUUCCCCAAUAUCAAGAAGAUUUAACAAUUUAUUUGGUAAGACAGGAACCUACAAUGUUUCGAGCCCUGAAAUGACAAGCUCAUCGGUGGAAAACACAUCCAGUGCUUAUUCUUUGCUUAACUAACAACAGAAAACUACUACUCAUGUGACCUCUUGGGACAAGUGGAUGUUCUCUGAAAAAGAGAUUCUUUCAAAGCGCUGGGUGAAAUGAUUUCUUAGAAGAUUUCUGGGAGCAGAUGCUGAAAAAAGACUUUCCUUAGAGAAGAGGUUUCUUUUUUAAGAACAGACUAAAUGCAAUUUUUACCUUUUUUUUCUGUUUAAUACCAAAUGUGUAUAGUAUUUAAGUGAAGCUCCAUGUCCCCUUUGGCCCAACUUCUCUGUCUAUAUUGUAAAAUAGAAUUCUGAAGAGACAUUUUCACUUCUUUCCACAUUGGGCUUUGAUGCAAAUGAGCUUUGAUUAAAAUAAUAAGUCAAAGGCUAAAAACUAGGAAAUAUUUCCAUGAAUUCUUUAAAGUAGAAUAGAGAGGAAAGGAAGGGAGAAAGAACAAAAUAUAAAGGAAAAUAGAAAUAAAACAUUUAAGGACCAUAUUCAUAUUUUAUUGUAAUGAGCUAGUAUUCAGUACUGCAACAUUAAGGAUUUAAAACUGGCCUUAAAAUGCACACUGAUGGAGCUAGACCAAUAGUACAGUGGGUAGGACAUUUGCUUCACACACCGCCAACCUGGUUUCUAUCCCCUGCAUCUCCUCUGGUUCCCUGAGUACUGCCAGUGAGUCGUGAGUGCAGAGCCAGGAGUAAUCUCUGAGUUUAGCCGUGUG